AUGAAUUACACUCCAAUUAACCGAGCACAAGAUCAGUCUCCUUCACCUUUUCCUGCUCCCCCCUUUCACAAUUCAAGUACAUUAUACAUUAAUCAACAGAGACCUGUUUUACAUUUACCUCGGCCUAGAUUUAAUGUAACAGUCAAUGGUCGUCUUCAUUCUCAUCAUCAACAGCAAAAUACAAACAGAACACAUGAUUUUUCUCGUAUUACUAUUCGAACACCGAAUAUACGUCCACCUCGUACUCGAAUACCAUCAUUUAACACUCUUAUGCCAAUAGCACAUGCGUCUGAAAAUGCUUCGUCGGCUAUGAAUGAUGUACAUAGAAAGCUAGCUGCACUUACAUCACGUUUAGAAAAAGAACUCGAAACAGAAGCUACUGUUGGUGAAUAUUAUGGUCAAUGUACUAAAUGUGGCGAAUCUGUGACUGGUUCAUCUGAGGGUUGUCAAGCUAUGGGAGAAUUGUAUCAUAAUGAUUGUUUUAAAUGUGCCGUAUGCUCUCGAACAUUACGUGGAAAAGCAUUCUAUCUUAUACAUGAUCAAGUAUAUUGCGAAGAAGAUUAUUUGUUUACUGGCUUUCAACAAACAGCAGAAAAAUGCUGUAUGUGUGAUCAUCUUAUCAUGGACAAGAUGCUACAGGCACUUGGUAACGCUUAUCAUCCGGGAUGUUUUCGUUGUUCAAUAUGUAAUGAAUGUCUGGACGGUCUUCCAUUUACUGUUGACAAGGAACGACGUUUAUUUUGUUUAUAUGAUUAUCAUAAUACAUAUGCUCCUCGAUGUGCUAAAUGUGCUUACCCAAUUUGCCCAGAAGAAAAUUCGGAUGAAACAACUCGGGUGAUUGCGAUGAAUCUAAAUUUUCAUGUUGAAUGUUAUCGAUGUGAAGACUGUCAAUGUAAAUUAAGUGAUGAACAAACAAUAGCUGCCUUGGGUGGUUGCUGUCCACUAGCGGAUGGUACAUUGUUAUGUUAUCGAUGUCAUAUACUUCGUGAUGACAAUGAUAACUGA
Rotaria socialis is the source of this 1005-nucleotide messenger RNA. The record is from the annotation of a GenBank genome assembly. NCBI's taxonomy places the organism in Eukaryota, Metazoa, Rotifera, Eurotatoria, Philodinida, Philodinidae.